AUGUCUACAACUCAACCAUCUCAAUUUACUCAACCCGAUCCUACCAAUCCAAGAACUACCCCUCUCCUCCAUAAUGCAUCUCUCGCAGCCCUCAUCGUUUGUCCAAUCGUCAUGCUUAUCCCACCCCGCAAAAUGGAUGCCUAUACUUUCGCUCUUAUGGCCACCACAUUUAUUGGUGGUAAUCACUUAGCCUACGAAUAUACCGGUGUCUCAAUGAUGACCCGCAUACAAAGUCGUGUAUUGUCUUUUUCAACUACGGAAUUACCGGAAAAGGCAAAAGAAACUCAGAGAAGAGUGCGAGAAGCACAAGAAAAGAAAAGAAUGGAGGAGAGUGGAAAGUUUCUGGGGCAGACUUUUAAAUCGCAGGACGAAGGUACAAAGGGCAAGAGUGUACUUGAAGUAUUAGAAAAGAGAAGCGCUGGCCAACCAACUUCUGGAAAGGUGCAGGCAGAGGAGAAAGAAGGUGUUUUGGAAAAAAUAUGGCUAGGUGGCGAAGGGAAAGAUUGGAAAGAAAAAAGAGACCAAAAGGAGAAGGAAGCUCUGGAAGCAGGCAAAGGGUAUGGCGAUCUGAUUAUGGAACAAAUAUGGGAAGUAUGGAAUAGAGGAGAGAAGAAGAUGGAAGAGGUCAAAAAGAUUGACGAGAAAGUGGUAGACGAGAAGAAGAAAUGA
Messenger RNA from Botrytis sinoallii, 669 nucleotides. RefSeq lists its product as uncharacterized. Bases 1 to 669 code for a protein of 222 amino acids. The transcript has 2 exons. Lineage: Eukaryota; Fungi; Ascomycota; Leotiomycetes; Helotiales; Sclerotiniaceae. The record is from RefSeq and is a predicted model, not a curated record.